AGAGAGAGAGAGAGAGAGAGAGAGCACAACAAUCAAGCGCCCGCGCGCGCUUGCUUCCGCCGGCGGGCGGGGGCCGGCCACCAACUUGGCCUUGGUACAAAGCGCCACGGCGUGCUCUUGUCCCUAUCUCAAUCUCACGCCGCAACUCGCAACCGCACUCCCCACUUUCCUUUAUCCCCAACCUCAUUUGCGUAGUCGUCGACCUUGGUCCAUGACGAUCUAAUGCCCCUCUCGGUUCUGAAACCCCGUCUGCGCCCUCUCCCACCGCCGCAGUGGGAGCCAGAGCUCGACCACCACGAUGACGAUCUCCACUGGCACGCUCACGAAUUCUCCCAUGUUACGAAGAAGAAGCCCAUCCUCGACACUGCCGAGUUCAAGAAGUUCCCUCUCAUUGGCAAGAAGCUCCUCUCGCACAAUGUCGCAAAGUACCGCUUUGGUCUUCCCAAGCCCGAGGACUCGCUCGGCCUCCCUAUCGGCCAGCACAUCUCGCUCGCCGCCGAGAUCGACGGCAAGCAGGUCAUGCGCUCGUACACCCCCACCACCCUCGACCACCACAAGGGUUACUUUGAGCUUGUUGUCAAGACCUACGAGAAGGGCAACAUCUCGCGCCACCUCAGCGAGCUCAAGAUUGGUGACACGAUGAAGGUCCGCGGCCCCAAGGGCAAGUUCAACUACAACCGCAACCUUGCCCCCCACCUCCUCAUGCUCGCCGGCGGCUCGGGCAUCACCCCCAUGUACCAGAUUAUCCAGAGCUCGAUCCUUGACCCCCUUGACAAGACUGAGAUUGACCUCGUCUACGCCAACGUCAACGAGGAUGACAUUCUCCUCCGCAAGGAGCUCGACACGCUUGCUGAGAAGUCGAACGGCCGUCUCCGCGUCUACUACGUGCUCAACAACCCUCCUGAGGGCUGGACUGGCGGCGUCGGCUUCGUCUCCAAGGACAUGAUUGACGAGCGCAAGCACUCUGCGGGCAUCUCGGCUGGCGGCAAGGUCCUCCUCUGUGGCCCUCCCCCGAUGCUCAACGCCAUGAAGGGCCACCUCACGGCCAUCGGCUACCCCGCUGCCCGCACCGUUUCCAAGCUCGAGGACCAGGUGUUCCUCUUCUAAAACGCUUGAUGCGAACAACGUGCCGGCAAUACAGUGCUUCUGGCACUAAUUGGUCUAUUAGACCCAGACGACUGGAGAGGUAGUAGACGAUAGUUUAUAUCAGGGCAUGCAUAAGGUGAUGAAG
Messenger RNA from Vanrija pseudolonga, 1231 nucleotides. It is a transcript of the gene CBR1, whose product is annotated as NADH-cytochrome b5 reductase 1. Bases 223 to 1107 code for a protein of 294 amino acids. NCBI's taxonomy places the organism in Eukaryota, Fungi, Basidiomycota, Tremellomycetes, Trichosporonales, Trichosporonaceae. Gene Ontology annotation, molecular function: oxidoreductase activity. The transcript is spliced from 7 exons. The record is from RefSeq and is a predicted model, not a curated record.